AUGGCCGACGUCGCCAUGCCCGGCGCGUCCAGCGAGGUGCGCGAGGUGACGCGCAUCGAGCGCAUCGGCGCCCACAGCCACAUCCGCGGCCUGGGCCUCGACGACUGCCUCGAGCCGCGCCAGGUGAGCCAGGGCAUGGUCGGGCAGCACGGCGCGCGGAAGGCCGCCGGCGUCGUGUACAAGAUGAUCAACGAGGGCAAGAUCGCCGGCCGCGCGAUCCUCCUCGCGGGCCGCCCGGGCACGGGCAAGACGGCCAUCGCCAUGGGUCUGGCGCAGGCCCUGGGCGAGGACACGCCCUUCACGUCCAUGGCCGGCAGCGAGAUCUUCUCCCUCGAGAUGUCGAAGACCGAGGCGUUGACGCAGGCGUUCCGCCGGUCCAUCGGCGUGCGCAUCAUGGAGGAGACGGACAUCAUCGAGGGCGAGGUCGUCGAGAUCCAGACGGACCAGCCCAACGCCGGCGAGGCGACCGCCCAGAAGACGGGCCGCGUCACUUUGUGUACCACCGAGAUGGAGACGGUCUACGACCUCGGCGCGCGCAUGAUCGAGGCCAUGCAGAAAGAGAAGGUCACGGCCGGCGACGUCAUCUCCAUCGACCGCGCGUCCCACAAGGUCACGAAGCUCGGCCGGUCCUUCACGCGGUCGCGCGACUACGACGCCAUGGGCCCCAGCGUCCGCUUCGUGCAGUGCCCCGAGGGCGAGCUCCAGAAGCGCAAGGAGGUCGUCCACACGGUCUCGCUCCACGAGAUCGACGUCAUCAACUCGCGGGCCCAGGGCUUCCUGGCCCUCUUCGCCGGCGACACGGGCGAGAUCCAGGGCAGGAAAAGAGAGCGAAAUUCCCAACUUCAAAGGCUCCUAUCUCGGCCGUUUUCAACUCGCGAGAUCAAGGCCGAGGUCCGCGAGCAGAUCGACGCCAAGGUCGCCGAGUGGCGCGAGGAGGGCAAGGCGACGAUCGUGCCCGGCGUCCUCUUCAUCGACGAGGUCCACAUGCUCGACAUCGAGUGCUUCUCCUGGCUGAACCGGGCCCUGGAGUCGGACCUGGCGCCCGUGCUCAUGGUCGCCACGAACCGCGGCAUCGCGAAGAUCCGCGGCACGCAGUACAAGUCGCCCCACGGCAUCCCCAUCGACCUGCUGGACCGCCUCAUGAUCAUCUCCACGACGCCUUAUAGUGAUGCGGAGCUCAAGAAGAUCCUGACCAUCCGCUGCGAGGAGGAGGACGUCGAGAUGGAGGACGACGCGCUCGACCUGCUGACGCGCAUCGGCGCGGAGACGUCGAUGCGCUACGCGAUCCAGAUGAUCAUCACGGCGUCCCUGGUCGCCUACAAGCGCAAGGCCGCCCUCGUCGAGAUCGAGGACAUCAAGAAGGUCUACUCGCUCUUCGUCGACCUGAAGCGGUCGACGCAGUUCCUCAUGGAGUACCAGUCCGAGUUCAUGUUCAACGAGAUCGCCGACGACUCCGAGGACGAGGAGAGCGACGACGACGACGACGACGACGACGAGGAGCUCGCCGACGCCGACGCCUAG
Aureococcus anophagefferens is the source of this 1521-nucleotide messenger RNA. RefSeq lists its product as hypothetical. The record is from RefSeq and is a predicted model, not a curated record. Gene Ontology annotation, cellular component: Swr1 complex; Ino80 complex; NuA4 histone acetyltransferase complex. Lineage: Eukaryota; Pelagophyceae; Pelagomonadales; Pelagomonadaceae. Gene Ontology annotation, molecular function: ATP binding; ATP hydrolysis activity; DNA helicase activity. Bases 1 to 1521 code for a protein of 506 amino acids. Gene Ontology annotation, biological process: box C/D snoRNP assembly; regulation of transcription by RNA polymerase II; chromatin remodeling. The transcript has 2 exons.